AUGCCCGUCACCGAACUCGCCUGCCUCCGCCUGAAGAACAACCUCCCCCUGACCGAUCCCUCGAACGAGACAGUCUACACAAAACUCCAGAAUGGCAUAAAAGCACAAGCCGAGUACACAAACGCCCACGCAUACAUCCUCUCCCAGCUCGAAGACCCCAGCUACAUCUACAUCCUGGGUCGAUGGGAGUCCGCCGCCCAGCAUCUGGAGGAAUGGAUUCCCUCCCCUAAAAACCAGGAAAUCAUGGCUGGAUUAACGGAGGGGAUUGAGCUGGUCUGGAUCCAGCAUUUGGAUCUUGAUCCGAACCCGUCUUCAGCUGAGGAUGGGUAUGUGAUUCCGUACCAUGCGCCGGUUGUUGGGAUUGGACGGUGUUUUAUUUCGCCUGGGGGGAAGGAUGGGUUUGAGAAGACUUUUGCGGCGACGAGACAUUAUGUUAAAGAGUUUAAGGGGACUAGAGAUGCUGUUGGUGCGUGGAGGGUUGAUCGCGAGGUUGAUGAGCAGGGAAGUCCUAAGGAGGAAUUUGUUCUAUUCUCUGGCUGGGAGGAUAUUCAUGAGCACGAGGAAUUCAGGACGAGCGAGGGGUUCAAGGAGUUUGGGAAGCUCAAGGCGUUUAUUGACGUUAUGGAUGUUAAGCAUGCGAAGUGGGAGUUUACGGCGUGA
Molecule: messenger RNA, 660 nt
Organism: Aspergillus puulaauensis
Lineage: Eukaryota; Fungi; Ascomycota; Eurotiomycetes; Eurotiales; Aspergillaceae
Exons: 1
Coding region: 1-660 (219 amino acids)
Source: RefSeq, a predicted model, not a curated record